ACGCUGUUAACAAAACUCUACGCAUGCGCGAGCAAAAAGACAGUUGAGCAGCUGUGCUCUAGCUGUGCUCUCUUCUUGCUUGCUGCCUGCAUAUACAACGCUGCUGCGAACUAUUAGGAGGCUCAGUGUUCCCUUGAAAUCACCAACAGUCACUGUUCAUGGACUCCCAGUGUGGAGAGCCCAAAGUGUUGGAACGAGUGAAGAGAAAGAGACGGCUGAGUAGCUGUGAAGAUGGCAGCAAUACGACAGGGUCGUCCUCUCGUCUGUCGAUGUUUGUUCAGUCGGCUCUCCGGCAAACACCAGUGGAAGACGGGGACGGAAUGAGUCGCCAUGACAACGGCAGGUCGAGAGGAAGUGGCUCCAGUAGCAGGAAGAAACCGAGACUAGCUGCCCGUGAACUGGAGAAGAGGUUGGAGGCGGUGCAGUUCCCUGGGUAUAGUGAAGAGGAGGAGGAGGAGGAGGAGGAGGAGGCACUCGGAGGGUCCAUUGAUGUCUUUUCUGAGAGUGGGUCUGAGAUAAGCACCCUGGAGGGUCUGGAGGCGAUAGAUGAAGGAGAGGAGAGAGAGACGCAGGUACCUAUGGCCAUUAGUGCUUGGAAGAGGAGAAAGGAGGGAACCAGGAGCGGACGUAGGAGGACCUCUGACCAAUCUUGUACAUUCCCCUCCUCAGCUGUUGCUGGGGAGAAUAUCCGGGAGUUUGACUCGUGUUCGUCUGACGACAGUACUCCAGAAUCUCCGGCAGAGCCAGUCCAUCCUCAAUUCCCUCCUACCCAUCUCCACACCUCCACCCCACUCACCACCGUCACAUCUCCUCCUCACACCUCCACACCUGUCUCCGCCCAUCUGAAUCCUCCUCGUCCUCCUCGCCAGACAUCAAUCAUGACUCUUGGAGAAUUCCGCUCUCUUCUCGCCAGUGACGAUAAUCACCACUCGAUCAUAGCCACACCCACUUCUGAAUACCAGAGCAUAGUGACUCCGCCCAGUUCUCCAGAGGCCACGUCCCCUUACAAAAGGUCAGGGGUCAAACAGACGACGGCCAGCGAAUGGGUGAGGCAGUUCACGCUGGAAUCGGACGAACUAGGAGCCAGUACUAUUGGAGUCGGCGACACCAUAUGUGGACUGAGUGAUAGUGUAUUGGUGAGGGGGUUGGGGGAGAGUGUUGGGAGGGGGAGGGGGAGGGGGAGGAGGGGGAAGGCGGUGGCAGGAGGUCUUGCCGCCCUGGCAGAGACGGUGGCUCAGAGAGAGAGAAUCAUGGGGGACAGCCGGCUGAUCUCGCCAGCCGCAGGGAGUCCGGUCCUGGCAGUGAGGAGAACAUGUGCCAAGUUUCUUGAUCUUCAAGUUGGCCAGACUAUCAGAGUCCAUCCUCCAUGGCAGUGUCUGACCACACCCUCAUCGGGACAAAGAGUCAUCUUUUGCACCCAUUUCUGUCUCCUCCUCCCUUCUCCUCCCUCCGCUCUCUCCCCAACGGCACGCUCCACCCUUCACCACCUCCCCACCCCUCCCUCCCUCACCUCUUCACACACUAGAGGCAGGAGUGGGGGAGGUCUUUGUCAGAUCCGUUCUCCUCACAAAUCUCCCUCGUCUCACAUCCCCUCCAUCACCAGGUCACCAUCCCAGUUUGGAGUCGUUCCCAAGAUACUUUUCCCUUCAUCGGACCCUCACGGCCGUCAUCCUCAGGAAGCCAACACAGCUGCUAGCACGACCCUCCCUCCUCUCUCUCCCACUACAACUGCUGGCAGUAGUGGUGGUGAGGCUACCGGCAGAGUGUGUUCCGGUCUGCUGGAUGCAAUGGAAGGCUGCACACGUGGUGGACUACUUAGUCUCCAGUGUCGCGUUCUGAGAGUGUACCGGAGACCUAUCACCUCUUGCGUCACAUUUGGGAAGGAGGUCAGGCAAUGGGCAAGUGGUGGUAGAACUUCAAAAGCCUCCCAGAAAUGCAGGUGGUGUGUGUUGGUGUGUGAUGCCACUGGUCAGCUGUGCGAGCUCCAAUUAACCAACAUACACCACCCAACCUGGACUGAGGUAGUGAGAAGAGGGGAAGGACACGUGUACAUCUUCAGAGACAUCAGAAUAUUUCGCAGGACCAACCCAGCCAGGAAUCCUGAGCUGUUCUCUCUCAUCAGAUGUCUCUGUCCUCGACUGACACACGCACCCUCUGCUCCCACCAGUACUCAGUCUCAAAGUUUGGACAGAGGGGUGUCUUUCCAGUCCGCCGGUCCCGUUCCCAUUCCCUCAUACUGCUAUGUCCUGGUGUCAGGACCAGAGAGUGUCCCCGUUCCAUGUCAGGAGGAGGGGGAGGGGUUGUUCCCCAUGCUAGUCCGUCCCACUGUCUCGUCAGCUGUCGACAGAGGCUGUGAUAAUAAAGACUGGGAAGUGGCUAGAGUCGACCUCUAUUGCAGAGUGGUCCACUGCCAGCCAGAGAUCCCAGUGGAAGAAACACGCAAUGUCCCCCUUCCUCCUCAUCAUGGGCACUAUCUCUUUAUCGUCACACCCUCCCUCCCCUCCUCCUCCUCCUCCUCCUCCUCCUCCGCCCAUGGUCACCAACUGCUCCGUGUGUAUAUGAAGCCUCUGUUCUCCACAGAGGGAGGGAGUCACCUACUCUGCUCUCCUGGCCAGAGACUCCUCAUUAGGGAUCUGGAGGCCAAGAAAGACAACGGGAGCACUGUGUACAGUAUGGAUGCCUGUUCUAUGGUCUACCUUUUUACCAGCAAGAGAGACCUUCCACAGGGAGAGGAGACGUAUCCACAGUACUGGUUUAGCAAGGAAGAGGAGCAGUUACUGCACGGCCUCCCUCCCCCCAUCCUCCCUCCCCUCGCUCCUCAACACGGCCUCGGCUCUCUUGCAUCUCUGAGAGGCGAUAUCGUAGCUGUGGACGAGGAUUCCGCCUUCUCCUGGACUCAGUGCGACAAGUGUGGCAAUGAACAAUUGAGCACCACUACCACCACUGAAGAUGGAGAAGACGAUGGAUUGUUAUACUGUGACGAAUGCAACACAAAAGUCCUCAGUCCGUCUAUCCACCUCCAACUGGCCGUCUACGUCAAAACUGCUCAUGAUGACUCCUGCCGUCCUGUGUGUGUCCAGCUACUCCAGUCAACCAUAAAACAACUGCUGCCAGUGUCUCCUGCUAAUCUGGAUGAGGGGUUUGAUGUGAGGCAGGUUUUGAAGCUGUCGGUGUUUCUAGAUGCCUGCUAUGUUCAGGGUACUCGUGUGACCAAACUUGGGCAGACAGUGCCUUACCUCCUGGAAAUCAACAUUAAUCCUCCAGAGACGCUUUAGCACUUUUCUUCUGACAGUCCAUUCAGGGUAUAUUGGAUGUACUACGGACCAUUUGAAGAGAUAGAACUACCAAAGCUGUAUGCAUAUUGUAUAUAUAUACCAUCCUAUAAUUUCAGCCCAUAAGUUUGUGUUUUGCUGUAGACACACUUGCGCAAACAGAACGGCUUUUGAUGAACAUGUGCG
Molecule: messenger RNA, 3458 nt
Organism: Geodia barretti
Lineage: Eukaryota; Metazoa; Porifera; Demospongiae; Tetractinellida; Geodiidae
Source: the annotation of a GenBank genome assembly